Rattus rattus (black rat) is the source of this 4595-nucleotide messenger RNA. It is a transcript of the gene Mxd1, whose product is annotated as MAX dimerization protein 1. The record is from RefSeq and is a predicted model, not a curated record. NCBI's taxonomy places the organism in Eukaryota, Metazoa, Chordata, Mammalia, Rodentia, Muridae. Gene Ontology annotation, molecular function: protein dimerization activity; DNA-binding transcription factor activity, RNA polymerase II-specific; RNA polymerase II cis-regulatory region sequence-specific DNA binding. The transcript has 6 exons. Gene Ontology annotation, biological process: negative regulation of transcription by RNA polymerase II. Bases 236 to 922 code for a protein of 228 amino acids.
CAGGGGCGGGCCGGGCCGCGGGCGGCCCAAUGAGGCACGCCGCCGCCGCGGGCCUGUCAAGGGACGGGGCCGGGGGCGGGCGGCGGCGAGUCGGGAUAAACACUCGGCGGUGGCGGCUGGGCUCCGGGCUCCGUGCUGUCCCAUCGCUGCCCCUUCUGGCUGGCCAGCGCGGCAGCUCCUCGGUGUUCCCGGCCGGCGGCCCGCGGGCACGGAGAGGCAGCCCGCCGGGUGCAGGAUGGCGACAGCCGUCGGGAUGAACAUCCAGCUGCUGCUGGAGGCGGCCGACUACCUGGAGCGGCGGGAGAGAGAAGCUGAACAUGGGUAUGCCUCCAUGUUGCCAUACAGUAGCAAGGACAGAGAUGCCUUCAAACGGAGAAACAAGCCCAAGAAGAACAGCACCAGUAGCAGAUCAACUCACAAUGAGAUGGAGAAGAACAGGCGUGCUCACCUCCGCCUGUGCCUAGAGAAGCUGAAGGGGCUGGUACCGCUGGGCCCUGAGUCAAGCCGACACACCACCCUGAGUUUGCUGACAAAAGCCAAAUUGCACAUAAAGAAACUUGAAGAUUGUGACAGGAAAGCUGUCCACCAAAUAGACCAGCUUCAGCGGGAGCAGCGGCACCUGAAGCGGCGGCUGGAGAAGCUGGGUGCUGAGAGGACUCGGAUGGACAGCGUGGGCUCUGUGGUGUCUUCAGAGCGCUCCGACUCUGACAGGGAAGAGCUGGACGUGGACGUGGAUGUGGAUGUGGACGUGGACGUGGAGAGCACAGACUACCUCAAUGGGGACCUGGGCUGGAGCAGCAGCGUGAGUGACUCGGACGAGCGGGGCAGCAUGCAGAGCCUGGGCAGUGAUGAGGGCUACUCCAGUGCCAGUGUCAAAAGAGCCAAGCUCCAGGACGGCCACAAGGCAGGCCCCGGGCUAUAGGAGAGGGCCCAGCCGUCUCUCCACCUCACCUGGUUAGGUAGUGUACCAGACCUGUCCAGAUGCCCUUGCACGCAAACCUCAUGUACCACCUUGACCAAUAUCAGCUCUGUCCACUUUGCAGAAAGCACAUAGGGUUGUGGUCUUGAGUGUGAUCAGUAGCUUCUCUGUCCAUACAUGUCGACGCCGAGAGACUGUACAUUCCAGUCAGUUCAAAGCACCCAAGAAUCCUUAGCCAAGCAAGUUUCACCUCUCAGCCGCCCCCUGCACUGUCCUGCAGCUGACGAGAUCUCCUUAGUUUUCUGGCUCCCGAUGGUACUCGCCCAGGAGAGAAGUACAAGCUUUGUCUGGUACAUAGGAAACCGCAGCAAACAACUUCUCAAAGGGAACUCAGUCUCAUGAACCCCACAGGAAGCUUUGGAAGCCAAACCGAAGAGCACUGAGAGGCCAGGAGCCCCUCCAGCCCUGCCUUGGCCCAGCCGCGUGCGGUGCUGCGGCCCUGCUUAAGAGCAGGCACUCGGCAGCUCAGGAGAACCGUGUGCCCCUGUGUGCUGCUCUGGGGGCCUAGCCAUGUGCCCGAGUCUGUUGAUGCUACUUGUCUCUGGAACAUUGUCCUACCUCAGAGAUAGAUGAGAUCUCCAUCGUCCACGUAACGGAAAUGACUGCUUCUUCAUCCCCAUGGUCCCCUCCACCCGCGUCCCUGUCGCAUUCCCAGCAAUAACUGAGUUUUGGCACUGGCUGAGCUAGUAGCCACUGUCUGUGAGAGAAAGAGGCCACAUUUCUUCUCUGUGGCAAGUGAACAGGAGGGUCCCCAUGUCACCAGAACCUUCCUGCUAAGGUAGUUUUGAACACCCUAGAAGUUUCCUUCUGGAGACUUCCAGGUCUACAGCUUAAAAGGAUGAUUUUUUUUCCCCUUGUGGCAUUUUUAUUUAAGGUAAACCAGAGCACACGCGUAUGUAAAUAAGACACACAACACCUAUAAAUACUAUUUAUUCAUUUUAUAUAAACUAACGUAAUGCAAUAUAAAUUCCUAUGACUGCUUUUAUAGAUGUUCUAGAAACUUUGUACGUAGCUGUCUACAAAAUUCAUUCAUUCCCCUGAAUAUUUUUGCAUUCGUAUUUUGAGGUUUUCAGACUCUGGUGAGUCUUUUUCACGAAGUCUGAACCAUCUGUAAAUUCCUCGCUCUGCGGCUGAGCCUGUGUCACCAGGUAAUGGGACACUCCUGAGACGCACGGUGUCACCUAAGGGCUCCACAGCUGACUCGGCAGCAGGCAACUACACAGUCACGCACCCCCUCCUCAAGUCCAAACACGCCUCGGCAGAGAGAGCAGUCACCAUGGACGCCAUGUGCUCCUUGAUGGCCCCAAAGUCCUGUUUCGGAUUUUUCGUUUUUUCUUUUCACUUGUUGGAGUGUUUUCCAAAUACCAGCUGGAGAUUAGCACAGAAGCACGGCUUGGAUUGGAUGCCAUUAGCAUUUGCAGAACCCUUUCCAGAGUCUGACAGGGCUGGUGUUCCGUCCCCUUGGGUCCCUACCUGCUAGACCUCGAGGGCAUCAUAUCUGUUCACUGCACCCAAGGCCAUCAGAAAGUCAGGACCACGGGAGAGGGUGUGGGCUGCACAGGGGGAGGGAACAAAACUUGUACACAUAUUUAUUUCACUUAGAAGGUAUCUGAAAGAUGCCAUCAUUCCCUGUGUUUUCAUUGUUGCACCUUUGAGUUAAACUGCUUUUUUUUUUUUUUUUUGUUGAAAUAUGAAGUGUACUGUCCCAACAUAAAACAGUGAUUAUUUGACCUUUGCCCUGUUUGUCUGGUCCUUGCAUAGAUGUGUGGUAGAUCUCUGUAUUUUUAGAGCACUUGACAGGCUAACUGCCAAGGUCAGACCUGACUUUGGAAGUUGGACUGAGUCACUGUGGUAGGUAGGCUUUUCUCUGACCAAAACUGUCACUUUUAGGGACCUGCAGGCUUUACCCAGGGCAGCUAAUUCCCACCUAGUCUCUCCUUCACUCAACACCAGCAUGUCUGCCAAGACUUAGACUCCAGAGUGGUUCUUGUUUUCUUAAGCAAAAUGAAAAGCCUUUCUAUGAAAGUUGUUGGGGGUGAGGAAGACACAGGUAUGAAGCCCAGCCGUUGAGACUGACAGGAUGAGAAGUGUGUCAGUGAAGCACGUGCUCAUUUCUGUGUGAAAGUUCCUUCUGACGCCCAGCAGCACUGUCACGGUCAAGUGGGAACACAGGAGCUUGCUGUCAACUCCAUUCCGUGCCACAAGGAAACAUUCGCAUCGUCCAGAAAACACCACCCUGGCUUUGGAUGCCUGCCCAGCACCCAGCAGGUUUUGAUUUGGGUUUCUUCUGCUAACCAGGUAUCUUGAAACUGGUAGCAACUACCAGUGUCUCUGCCCUUGAAGAACUGGUGCUGGUUUGGUGAGGCCAUCAGGGGUCUUGAAAGGACCAAGAUUUUCCCUCUUGACCCAAAGCUAGAAUGUCUCCAGCUGGGAUCCCUGGGUUGGGCAGGCCCAACCUUACCGUGGCGGCUGGAGCAGGUUUAUUGUUUGUUUUUAAAGUAGCAUUUUCAUUCACCCCUGCUGUGUUCCUGUGGCACUUCUCCCCAUCCUUGAUGUGGCCAAGAGUGUUUGGGGUCUAAGAUCACAGGAGAUGGCUUAUGAUACUCAAAACCUUCUAGCAAUAUCUGGGGACUUGACGAUGAGUUUCGUGGACUUUCUCCCUCUUGCCUUCUUCUCCCUGUCCCUUCGAGAGAAAACUUAUAUUUUUGAAGAGCAUAUAUAGACACAUUAAGGUUUUAUACCAUGCUGUAUUGGCAGGAAUACCACUUUUAUUGUGGUCUGUAAUGUAUCACCCACAUCCUGCUGUCUCUUUCCUGGCUACAGUGUUUUGUCUCCCUGCUUUACCAUCCCUGUGUGUCCUGCUAUUUUUCUGUGUCUCUCUGGCAUUUCAAUGGCUGCUCCUCCUGACUUAGUGCUUUCUGGGAGAGGACAGCCCAGCACCGUUUGCUGUGUGCUGGCCUCUCUCAUGCUGUGUGCACAGAGCGCUGUAGUCUGCAGCAUGUUUUGUUUUCCAAGAUCCUGGGUUGAGGUGGUGUGAAAUGUGAUCCAUCAAUACUUGUAAUGCUUUUCUUUAACUGUGGUCUUCUAAAAGAAAGGAUUGACUGGCACCAUUAGAUUCUGCUCGUGGAUGGCCAAAGAAAUUGAGUGUUUAGCCUAUCUCAAAAUCAAAUGGUGAGAAUCAGGGAGGCGCUCUGUGCUGAGAAGUAUCUGGAUUUCUUCCUCUGAGUUCUUACUCUGUCUAGGAGGGCAGUGGGUUGAAGAGGGCAUUCUGCAUUUUAGCUUUGAUCUAAAAGCCAAGCUUGCCUCAACUGCUGUCCCUAGAAUUGGUGCUCUGUCAUGUUGCUGCGAGUGGCUAGUUUGGGGGACCCUCUUUCUAAGGGUGACAGCCUCCACAGGAGAGCCACAGGUGAAGAGUGGGAAGCGUGUUUCCAGAUGUUUCUUUAUGUAAAUACGGUGCCAAUGUGAACCACUUCUGAGACUGUGGAGAACGGUGCUUUGGGGGGGAGGGGCUGCAGUUAGCACAUGUGUUUUUAGAAGCCAUCAUGAUUUAGAGACUCCUUGCUGUGUGUACAGUUAUGUGUCCGUCCAUUAACAAAUAAAUUAUUUCAUUAUUAAA